ACUCAUUUAGUGUGUGAGGGCUGUUUUAAAAGUGUGUACGCUGAGGGGCUGAACUCAAAGCCCCCCGUGGCCGUCUUGAGAGCAAACGGAGCCAGUCGAUUUCCCCCAGAGACUCCAAUGCAGAUGGUGUGAGCAGUGAGGGGAAAAGUUUAUGACAGCUCUGCUGUUUUCGGUUCACGGCUGCCCCAUGGAGCUUUUUGAUUUUACGGUUGCAGCUAUAGACUUUUGACCGGACUGUUUGACUCAGUAAUGCACUUGUAUCGGACAGAGUCACGUUUGGGAUUGAAUCUUGGACCACAGUGAAUUCUGUAGCGGUCUGAGUCACGCACUGGAUUUGUUUUGGGUUUUAUUGACAUUUUUUCCCACUGCGUUUUUGUGGACGUUCUUUGGAUAGCAUUUUUUAAGAAAGGUCUUUGGGUUUGGUCAUGGACGAGCAGGCUGGCAGCGCGGGCAACAGCCCUCAGCACGGCCGUGGAUCAGCCAAGCAGGACGUUCUCCACUGCGGUUGGCUCCGGAAGCAAGGAGGCUUCGUGAAGACCUGGCACACGCGCUGGUUCGUCCUGCGAGGAGACCAGCUGUACUACUACAAAGAUGAGGACGAGACCAAAGCUUUGGGCACCAUUUUCCUACCUGGCAACAGAGUCACCGAACAUCCCAGCAAUGGGGAGGAAGGCGGAAAGUUCCUUUUUGAAGUCAUCCCAGGGGGCGACAGGGAGCGAAUGACAUCCAACCAUGAGACGUAUCUACUUAUGGCCAGCACACAGAAUGACAUGGAGGAUUGGGUGAAGAGCAUCCGCAGGGUGAUAUGGGCUCCGUUUGGAGGAGGAAUCUUUGGUCAGAAGUUGGAAGAGACAGUGCGAUAUGAAUGUCGUUAUGGCAAUAAGAUGGCGCCCAUGCUGGUGGAGCAGUGCGUGAACUUCAUCCGCCAUUGGGGUCUACGAGAAGAAGGGCUCUUCCGUCUGCCUGGACAAGCCAACCUCGUCAAAGAGCUUCAGGAUGCUUUCGACUGUGGAGAGAAGCCGUCAUUUGAUUGUAACACAGACGUUCACACCGUGGCAUCUUUGCUGAAGCUGUACUUGAGAGAGCUGCCCGAGCCGGUCAUCCCGUUCUGUAAAUACGAGGAGUUUCUGGCCUGCACCAAACUCCUCAGCAAAGACCAGGAUGCAGGAAUGAAGGAAUUAAGAAGGCAAGUAGAAGGUUUACCUCCGGUAAACUACAAUCUGCUUAAAUACAUAUGCAAGUUUUUGGAUGAAGUUCAGUCCUACUCAGGUGUGAAUAAAAUGAGUGUACAGAAUCUGGCCACGGUCUUUGGGCCAAAUAUUCUAAGGCCAAAGGUUGAGGACCCAGUGACUAUAAUGGAAGGCACAGUACUAGUCCAGCAAUUGAUGGCUGUUCUGAUUGGCCGCCAUGAUGUUCUUUUCCCACCCGAUGAGGACCAUACUAGCUCUCUGGAACUGGUUAAUAAUAACAAUAAUGAGAUGCAGAAACGGCCUACGAAUGGUCAGAUUCAAAACAAAGAGAACAAUAACACCAGUGGGGUGCGACAGUGCACUUGGGACACGCCAGAAUCACCCAGCCGGGCUCCUCUGGACAAUGGCUCUCCUCGUUCAGGCAGCCCACGUAAUGGUUUUACGGGACAGCGAUUCGAGGUGGCCCGCAGUCCGCCGAUCUCCGUGAAAAAGAACCCGGCGUUUAGCAAAGGGAGUGGGAUUGUCACCAAUGGAUCGUUCAGUUCAUCCUCAUCGUCCUCAGGUGACGCCAAUCAGGAGAAAAUUCAAACUCUACCGAACAUGGGAACCCUUCAUGCCCGUCGGACGGGUGCGAUUAAAGGCUCAGGCACCAAAAUGGGCAUCCAGAAUGGCAUCGUUCGGAUGGGCGUAUCCAGCGCAGAUGUGACAAAUGGGACUCUAAAUGGACGGAAUGGACUCUGGGUGCCCAACGGUCACGUCACGAUGCGCGAGGCUAAAAGUCAAGACGCCGAGCACCAGCAGAACCGCCUGUCUACAUACGACAACGUCCACAUCCAUCAACAGCAGACCACGCAGCCCAGUCUGAGCAGCAGCUGUGAGGACAAACAGAGCGUGGAUAGCGCCACAUGGUCCACCUCGUCUUGCGAGAUCUCUCUACCAGAAAACUCCACUUCUUGCCGCUCGUCCACGACCACGUGCCCAGAGCAGGACUUCUUUGGCAGCAAAUUUGAAGAUCCUUUGUUGGACGGGCGGGAGGACAACGGACUGGCGGUGGAUGAUAGGGAGCAGCGGACCAGUAACGGAGGAGGCCAGGGAAGCAGAGGAACCAGCAGCAGUGAUAACAGCGAAACGUUUGCCGUCACGAAUGGACCGACCAAUCACAGUGCACUGCACAGCCUGGUGGCCAGUCUCAAACAGGAAAUGCUCAAGCAGAAGAACGAAUAUGAGGCCAGGAUCAAGAGUCUGGAACUUCGAAAUCUAGAGUUGGAGACGGUGAUGGCAAAUCUACACGAAGAGCUUGACCAGGAGAAGAAGAAAUACACCAUGGUGGAGAUCAAGCUAAGAAAUGCAGAGCGAGCCAAGGACGAUGCAGAAAAGAGAAACGAGAUGUUGCAGAAAGAGAUGGAGCAGUUCUUUUCCACCUUCGGAGACCUGACUGCAGACUCGCGACAGCCCGACAGAGCCAACACCAUCUGGAUCCAGUGAGCCGUUAACGGUCUGCCAUUAACAUUACAUUGUGUGGGCUUGUGUUCAGACAGAACGAGACUAAAUCA
Messenger RNA from Sinocyclocheilus anshuiensis, 2743 nucleotides. Its product is annotated as rho GTPase-activating protein 24-like. Gene Ontology annotation, molecular function: GTPase activator activity. Gene Ontology annotation, biological process: negative regulation of ruffle assembly; negative regulation of Rac protein signal transduction; wound healing, spreading of epidermal cells. Bases 426 to 2675 code for a protein of 749 amino acids. Lineage: Eukaryota; Metazoa; Chordata; Actinopteri; Cypriniformes; Cyprinidae. The record is from RefSeq and is a predicted model, not a curated record. The transcript has 10 exons. Gene Ontology annotation, cellular component: focal adhesion.